Meloidogyne enterolobii is the source of this 402-nucleotide messenger RNA. NCBI's taxonomy places the organism in Eukaryota, Metazoa, Nematoda, Chromadorea, Rhabditida, Meloidogynidae. The record is from the annotation of a GenBank genome assembly.
AUGAAUCAUUAUGUUGACGUUCCAUUGAUCGACAAGAAUAGAGUUAAAGUCAAAAAGGGAUUUAAAGGUAUUGACUUUUACCAUGCUAAUUUCAUUACUGGUGGAUGUUACCCUCUCAUUUGUGGUCAGGGGCCAAUAAAUAAAUCAACUUAUCAAUUUUGGGCAUUGGUCAUUGAGCAAAAUUGCGGUGUCGUCGUUCAACUCUGUAAAGAUAAUGAAGGGGGCGAAAUCAAAUGCGGAAAUUAUCUAAAUAGUGGAACAACGAAGUACGGACAAAAUAUAACAAUAAAAAUCAAGGAACAGACCGUUUAUUUACCCUCCAAUAAAGAUGUCCGAAAAACCGUAAUCGAAGCUGGAUAUAAAGACAAAAAGUUCAUUGAAGUGAGUAAUAGAAAUUUUUAG